Molecule: messenger RNA, 916 nt
Organism: Verruconis gallopava
Lineage: Eukaryota; Fungi; Ascomycota; Dothideomycetes; Venturiales; Sympoventuriaceae
Product: tRNA (guanine-N(7)-)-methyltransferase
Exons: 3
Coding region: 7-792 (261 amino acids)
Biological process (GO): RNA (guanine-N7)-methylation; tRNA methylation
Cellular component (GO): tRNA methyltransferase complex
Molecular function (GO): tRNA (guanine(46)-N7)-methyltransferase activity
Source: RefSeq, a predicted model, not a curated record
CACAACAUGGCAUCCACGUCACCGGCAACAAAAGGCAAACGAGCCGCAGAAAAAGCAAGGGCGAGGAGAGAAAACUCUGAAAAUGCAUCAAUUCCGCAGAAGAGACAUUACCGGCAGCGUGCCCAUGCCAACCCCUUCUCCGACCAUCGCUUGACCUAUCCGGACUGCCCGGAUGCUAUGGACUGGUCGGAGUAUUAUCCGGCAUAUGCAGGUCAAAGCAAGAGCGUUGAGUUCGCCGACAUUGGUUGUGGGUUCGGAGGUUUACUCUUCGCACUUUCACCACGUUUUCCGGAGUCCCUCAUUCUUGGGAUGGAGAUAAGAACUGCGGUGACCGAGUUCGUGCAAGAAAAGAUCAAAGCACUGAGACACCAGGACCCGAGCACGUACCAGAACGUAGCAUGCCUUCGGGCCAACACGAUGAAGUUUAUGCCAAACUUCUUCCGUAAAGGCCAGCUGACAAAGAUAUUUUUGUGCUUUCCGGACCCGCACUUCAAGGCACGCAAACACAAGGCCCGGAUCGUCUCAGCAACGCUCGCGGCAGAGUAUGCGUACGUGAUGAGAGCGGGUGGCAUUAUCUACACGAUCACUGACGUCAAGGACCUGCACGAGUGGAUGGCUAAGCACUUAAAUGAUUGUGCGCUAUUUGAGAGGCUAAGCGAGGAAGAGAUCGAAAAGGACGAAUGCGUAGCUAUCAUGCGCUCAGAGACUGAAGAGGGAAAAAAGGUCGAGAGGAACAAGGGCUUGAAACUAGUUGCCUGUUUCCGUCGGCUAGAAGAUCCUCCUUGGCCAUAAUAAUCUUUUGGGGUACGAACGCUCACCACGACGCUAUGCCUUGGGUAUCACAAUGUACAGGAUAACGAAAAUCAUUCAAAGCCAAAAUCAGCUCAAUCCUCAAAUCCACCCCAAUCUUCACCCU